Messenger RNA from Didymella exigua CBS 183.55, 1023 nucleotides. RefSeq lists its product as uncharacterized. The coding region runs from base 1 to 1023 and encodes 340 amino acids. The transcript has 2 exons. NCBI's taxonomy places the organism in Eukaryota, Fungi, Ascomycota, Dothideomycetes, Pleosporales, Didymellaceae. The record is from RefSeq and is a predicted model, not a curated record.
AUGGCUACCCAGGCUGCUCUUUUCAAACCACCCAGAUUGCAGCUCAAUUUGGUCUCGCCCGACAUACCACCGGAAAUCAUCCUCAAGAUCAUCCAGUACCUCCCAUUCCACAAUGGCAAAGACGUCCUCAGACUCCAACAUGUGCAUCCGCGGUUACGAGACCUUCUCCGAAACUACGAGCGCUCGCUCACACGGACGUUCAUGAACCAAGAGCUCCCACAUGCUUCAACAGACUUUCCAUGCUGCGCAAAGUUCGGCUAUCGAUGUCUGGUGGAGUGCGUACGGAGAUACGAUAUUGUAGACGACAUUAUGGAUGCGUUAUCAUCGCGGCAGAACUACUACGCAGUGGAUCGGCACAACGUACCAUUGCUGAAUACAGGGCUGCUGCUGAUAUACCGAGUUGCGUCUCUAGGAGACCACAACGCCCAACUCGACUUUAUCAAAUCACUUUCCCGCGACCCCCUCACAGCGAUGUAUCUCGCCCUCCACAAUUCCACGCUUACAGCGCGCUACCACGGCUCAGGCUGGAUCCACCAGCGCACAUAUGGCCGCUUCAUGGACGCGAAUCAGAUCUCGCUGCGCAACGAAUUGGAGUUUUGCUUCGCCGAGGCUGCUCUGACACUGGGGCCAGACUUUAUCUCAGACCUCUUGCUCCGGCCCACGAAACCAGGCGCCGAAGCCACGUUUCUGAACUUCUACCAUGACCACGGGACACACGAUUGGGAGUGGCCGGGGUGGGGCGAGGAAGAGGGGGAGUUCAACCCGCCUAGGACGCAGGGGCCAAAGAAACAGGAUAGGAGCAUGGGAAGGAGUCUGUUCACAACUUUAUUGGAGAGGCUAGCGGAGUGCUCGAAAUGCUCGGUGGACGAGGUACGGAUCAAGAUCGAGGAGCAGACCAACGACCAAGACCACCCCUUGUCAUGCCUAAACUUGUAUGGCAAGGCGCGAUUGAUGUCAGGUCGGAACUGGGACUGGGCAGAAGAGGAGCAGCACAAAGGGCGGCGGGAUUCAGUUCAUUCCUAG